UUUUUUCAUGAAACCUGCAGCUGCGCAUAUACACAUCGACGCGGAUUGGCUUGAACUAUUGCUGUUUCCUGAAGAAUGAAGCUUAUUGUCCUACUGGUCAUCCUUCCCUCGGCGUUGGUCGACGGCAUCUCGCUGAACCGAGGCACACGAGGGCGCGGACGGACCGACGGCAACUACACGCCCUCGCCACUCUCAUCUCCACUCUGUGCCCGUGAUGACCAAGCCAUCCAUCGCACUCCCACGUGCAAGGCGGCCCUGCCUAGCGGAUUCGAGCAGCUCAAGAGGAGUGUGCUCAGCCAGGCGUCAUCUCUCUGCCAGUCGGGUGACGCUUCGUCCUGCAGCGAUGAGGAGUGCAAGCUGACGCCCGGCAUCAUCGACUAUCAUCAUCAGGGGGAGGAUUGGUCGUGCGGACAGUGUGGCUGCCGAAAUCGGCAGUCGCCCAUCGACCUGCCCGUCACUGCUCCCGUGUCGGCAACCACCUUCAAGUACGGCUUCCUUCCCGCCGGGAGCAUGUGCAUGGCCAACACGGGCUUCACCAUCGAGCUGCGGCGCCAAACCAUCACCAGCGACGCCAUCCCCAACUCCUUCGAGGGCGCGUGUCCAAGCGCGGCGCCGUCAGUGAGCGACACCGACCAGGCGGACAUUGAGUAUGAUGGCGGAAGCUAUGUCCUGGACAACAUCCACUUUCAUGCCCCAGCAGAACACACCUUCCAGGGCCAGCGGCACUCCCUCGAGAUGCACGUCGUCACGAAAUUCAUCCCGGCGACAGAGGCGGAUGCAAACAAGACGCACUUUCUGGUGUUGGGCUUUACCUUUGUGGAGGGGCAGUCGAGUGCAUUCCUGGAAGAGAUCCUGUCGCGUGGGGUGCCCGCCGUGUCCAACCGGGUGACCCUCAUCCCUUCACAGCCGCGCUUUGACGUCAACGAGCUCAUCCGUGAGGCUGCCGAGUUCAUCUACUAUCCGGGCAGCCUCACCGUCCCGCCGUGCUCCGAGAACGUCGAGUGGUUUGUGAAUCGCCGGCCGCUGGAGGCGUCCCCCGCCCAGCUGGCGGUGUUUCUGGCCGAGUUCACCAGCAACGAGUGCUGCGAGAACUCCAAGGGCAACUACCGUGUGACGCAGAACCACAAGAACCAGCAGCUGCACCACAUGGCCAUCGUCAAGGGCGUCCCACUGGCCAAGAAGCGGCCCUUCAGCCUGGGCAAGAAGAAGAGCAGCAUGCGGGCCGCGGUGGCGUAAGUAGAUACGAGCGGCCGGGGGUGACCUGACAUGUCGAUACGGUAGAUGAGGUAGAUGAGAUGGAGGAACAUUGCAUCAUCCGAUGGUGCAGUUUCUUCGGUCGGUAGAUAGCUGGUUUGCUGGCUGCUGUUAGGAUGGUUUUUCUCGUCUGUUUGUCAUCCAGUAGGGAUGUCAAUUCACUGAGUGGUCGCUGUGCAGAUGCCUACUUGAAUGCGUGUACGCGUUUGGCUGUGCCUGCCUGCCUGCCUGCCUGUGUGUGUGUGUGUGUAUGAUUGGCUGGCUGCGUCACGAUAGCUGCUGCUGCAUAUUUGUACAGACCGUCUGUGUUUGUCGUCCGUGGCCGUCACGCGACCAUUUCGAGGACACGAACGUUCAAUGGUCCACGACCAUCCAUGAGCCAAA
This is a messenger RNA of Vitrella brassicaformis, 1638 nucleotides long. Lineage: Eukaryota; Vitrellaceae. The record is from the annotation of a GenBank genome assembly.